UCACAGCAGGUCGAACAAAGAAUUACACAUUUCGGACCUCUCGACGUGUGCAAACCGUUAUGGAUAGUGGGCAGAGUUGGUGGCAUUUAUGUCGUUUCGUGCCAUGGAGAUGAUAUGCUGAAAGAGGUUUAUAGUGCCGAUCAUAUUUUACUUUCGUUGUGCUUUUUGCCCUCAGCGAUAACUUUUUGACAAAUAUACCGUCUACUACAAUAUGUCAAUCAAGAUAAAGACAGCCCACGCUCUUCUAUCCGAGUGAAGGCUUCAAAAGAGACAGAACACACUGAAAAGAAAAGAACUCUCAGAGGUUAAAGGGUUAAACCCUUAAAAAAUUGGCCCAAUUCACUUCCAUGAGAUGUUUAGUCUUACUGAAGUCGCCUCCCUUAAUGACAUCCAGCCAACCUACCGCAUUCUGAAACCAUGGUGGGACGUAUUCAUGGAUUAUAUUGGUAUAAUAAUGUUGAUGUUAGCCAUCUUUUCUGGGACUAUGCAGUUAAGCAAAGACCAAGUGGCAUGCCUUCCCAUUCUCGAGAAAAGUGUACAAUCAAGGAGCGCAAGUUCAGACACAACACAAAAUCCACUUGUAAGUUACACAUCGGUUAUGAUCACAUUACCCUCAACAACUAAAGAUCUUCCUAACAGUGUUACACAUGAAAUUCACAACACUCAAUCUUCUCUCUUUAAGGAGGAACAUACUAAACCUGAGCCCAAAGGAAUUAAAACAAACCUCGAUUUUCAGCAGUAUGUUUUUGUCAACCAAAUGUGCUACCAUGAAGCAUUACCAUGGUAUAACAAAUACUUCCCUUACCUUGCACUUAUACACACCAUUGUGCUGAUGGUAAGCAGCAAUUUUUGGUUCAAGUACCCAAAGACCAGCUCAAAGAUUGAACACUUUGUUUCCAUUUUGGGUCGUUGCUUUGAAUCACCAUGGACAACAAAAGCAUUGUCUGAAACAGCUUGUGAAGAUUCAGAGGAAAACAAGCAGAGGUUCACCGGCGGUGCAGUUUUUCAGAAGCAUGUAUCAUCAGAGGACAGCAACAGUCAGUCUACUCCUUUAAUUGAAACUCCUACGGUGCAGUUUCCUACUGAAAAGCUCAUCGCAGAAGCCCCCAGCUUGACAAUCUUGGACAAAAAAGACGGAGAACAGGCCAAGGCUCUUUUUGAGAAAGUGCGAAAAUUUCGAACUCAUGUAGAAGAUAGUGACUUCAUCUACAAACUCUACGUGGCUCAGACAGUGAUAAAAGCUGUGAAGAUAAUUUUGAUCUUGAGCUAUACAUCAGCUUUUGCCUCCAAGAUCAAGUUCAGUCAUACAUGUGAACCUGAAAUCCUAAUACCUAAAAUCGAAGAAUUGACUGGGUACAAUAAAUUCAUUUGCACACACAAUAUGGCCUUCAUGUUGACGAAACUCCUCUUCAGUUUCAUGGCUAUGAUAUGUCUCUAUGGACUGGUGUGUUUGUAUACGCUCUACUGGCUCUUCAGGAGACCUCUUAAAGAGUACUCUUUUGAGAAAGUCAGAGAGGAAAGUAGCUUUAGUGAUAUUCCAGAUGUAAAGAAUGAUUUUGCAUUUCUUCUGCAUAUGGUAGAUCAAUAUGACCAGCUGUACUCCAAACGAUUUGGUGUAUUUCUCUCUGAGGUUAGUGAGAACAAACUACGAGAAAUUAGCCUAAACCACGAGUGGACAUUUGAAAAAUUGCGUCAGCAUGUGACAUGCAAUGCUCAAGACAAGCAAGAGCUUCACCUCUUCAUGCUUUCAGGACUCCCUAAUGCCGUAUUUGAUCUCACUGAUUUGGAAAUCCUAAAGUUAGAGCUGAUACCUGAGGUGAGGAUUUCAGCCAAAGUUUCUCAAAUGACAAAUCUACAGGAAAUGCAUCUGUAUCACUGCCCUGCUAAAGUUGAACAAACAGCUUUUACUUUUCUCCGUGACUAUCUGCGAUGCCUUCAUGUAAAGUUUACUGAUGUUGGAGAGAUUCCACCAUGGACUUACAUGUUGAGGAGCCUCAGGGAACUGAACUUGGUUGGAAACUUAAACUCUGAACACAACAAGAUGAUUGGUUUGGAAUCACUAAGAGAACUAAGACACUUAAAAACUUUAUACCUCAAAAGCAAUCUCAACAAAAUACCAACAAAUCUCACAGAACUGUCACCACAUCUCAUCAAACUGGUGAUACAUAAUGAUGGAACCAAGUUAUUGGUACUAAAUAGUCUAAAGAAGAUGACAAGUCUGGUUGAUUUGGAGCUCCACAACUGUGAGUUGGAGAGGAUUCCCCAUGCCAUUUUCAGCUUGACUAACUUGCAAGAACUGGAUUUAAAAACAAAUCAAAUCCGGACCAUUGAGGAGGUCAUUAGCUUUCAGCACCUAAAGAGAUUGACCUGCCUCAAAUUGUGGCACAACAAGAUCAUUGCUAUUCCACCAUCUAUAGGCCUAGUGAAGAGUCUAGAGUCAUUGAUUAUCUGUCACAAUAAACUGGAGACCCUUCCUCCGGCUCUCUUUUAUCUUCCCAAACUGAGGCACCUGGACCUCAGCCAAAAUUCCAUCUCUAGUAUACCAGUAGAGGUAGGACACCUGCAGAACCUUCAACAUUUUGCUAUCACAGGCAACAAGGUAGAAUUACUUCCUAAUCAACUGUUUAAAUGUACCAAACUAAAAGUGUUAUGUGUGGGUCAUAACAGCAUCACCUCCAUCCCAGAAACAAUUGGGCAGUUAAUACAACUGUCACAGCUUGAACUGAAAGGAAACUGUUUAGACUGCCUUCCAUUACAACUUGGCCUGUGUCACCUUCUUCGCAAAAACCUCCUCUUCGUGGAGGAUCAUCUAUUUGACACACUGCCUCUUGAGGUAAAAGAAAGUAUCAGUAGAGACUAACAU
Xyrauchen texanus (razorback sucker) is the source of this 2863-nucleotide messenger RNA. Its product is annotated as volume-regulated anion channel subunit LRRC8D-like. The transcript has 3 exons. The record is from RefSeq and is a predicted model, not a curated record. Gene Ontology annotation, molecular function: protein binding. Bases 353 to 2860 code for a protein of 835 amino acids. NCBI's taxonomy places the organism in Eukaryota, Metazoa, Chordata, Actinopteri, Cypriniformes, Catostomidae.